UCCUCAUUUGUCUCGAUUGCGAUCAACAUCUUAAAAAUAUUGACUCAAAGAGAACUGUAAAAUAAUUAAAAGUAGCAGCAGCCAUAAAAGUGCAUAUAAAUUUUUUUUGGACAUCCCAAAAAAAAAUAAUGGGGUUCUUAAUUCCGUUUGUGUUUUUAGUCUCGUUAGCUCAUCUUUCUGUUUCAUCGACAAUUCCGAGUACAACAGACGUUAGUUCUUCAUCCUUAAGUGAAAGUGCAACUAAUUCAAUAAAAAUGCAAUAUUUAGAAUUUGCAAAUGGAGAUAAAAUUCCAAUGAUUGGGUUAGGUACAUGGCGUGCACCGGACGAAGAAGUUGAAGCUGCAAUUAAUCUUGCAUUAGAAAUUGGUUAUCGUCAUUUUGAUUGUGCACCCGUUUAUAUGAACGAAAAGGUCAUCGGAAAUGUUUUCAAGAAAUGGAUUGAUUCUGGAAAAGUUAAGAGAAGUGAUUUGUUUAUUGUGACUAAGCUUCCACCAUUUGCGAAUCGAGCUGAAGAUGCUGAAAAGGUCUUAAAGAAAUCUCUUGCUGAUCUUCAAUUGGAUUAUUUAGAUCUUUAUCUCAUUCAUGUUCCAUUCGCUGUGCCUUAUGUCGAAGGGCCCUUCCAAACUCAUGAAAAUGGAAGCAUCGUACAAUCACCGACUGACCAUAUUAAGACAUGGAAGGAGUUGGAACGACUCAAGACCGAGGGUUUAAUCAAACAUUUAGGCGUCUCUAAUUUCAAUGAACGUCAGAUACAGCGAUUGCUAGACAAUAGUGAUGUCAAGCCUGAAGCACUUCAAGUUGAGUUGCAUGUCUAUUUCCAACAAAAGCCAUUAGUUAAAUUCUGUAAAGAUAACAACAUAAUUGUGACUGCAUACUCGCCUCUUGGAUCUCGUGGAAUUAAUAAAUUGCUCGAAGGAUCUGGUAUCGAAGUGCCCGAUCUCUUAGAAAAUCCAGUUGUCAAGACUGUCGCUGAAAAGCAUGGAAAGUCACCAGCACAAGUGCUCUUAAGAUACAUCACUCAAAUGGGAGUCACGACAAUCCCAAAAAGUACAAAUGAAAAUCGAUUGAAAGCAAACAUCGACAUUUUUGGAUUCGAAUUAGAUGGAUGCGAUAUGAAGUCAUUGUCAGAUCAAGAUGCAGGCAUCAGACUUGUUGAAUUCCGUAACUUUGAUUUCUUCAAAGGCAUUGAAACUCACCCAGAAUAUCCAUUUUAAGGAUUAAAAGAUAGUAUUUAGCUUUGCAUAAUAAUUUUUUAUUUGAUGAUAAAUUUCCUAAUUUUUUUCGUCAUUAAAACAUUUCCAGAAAGGAUCUUGUUGUUGCUUUCUUAUGAUUCCUAAUAAAUAUUUUCACCCACUUGUCAAAUGCUUCAAAAUGUAAUUUGUUUUAUUUAUUAAACCAGUCUAGGUAAUAC
Molecule: messenger RNA, 1411 nt
Organism: Chironomus riparius
Lineage: Eukaryota; Metazoa; Arthropoda; Insecta; Diptera; Chironomidae
Source: the annotation of a GenBank genome assembly